This is a messenger RNA of Aspergillus pseudonomiae, 878 nucleotides long. RefSeq lists its product as uncharacterized. The coding region runs from base 160 to 360 and encodes 66 amino acids. NCBI's taxonomy places the organism in Eukaryota, Fungi, Ascomycota, Eurotiomycetes, Eurotiales, Aspergillaceae. The transcript has a single exon. The record is from RefSeq and is a predicted model, not a curated record.
UGUCUAAGUGUACAUCUGCUCAUUGUAUACCUGCAUGUAUGUACAGUCAUGUACCUACAAGAAUGAUAGAUCAGAAGGCCGAAAUUGAAACGACAGAAGCUGACACUCUGCAAGGCAAAGACGGUGUCCAUUACCAUAAUACUCUUAUUAAAUGAAAUAAUGGGGUUGUUCCUUCAAAUUCUCCUCCCCCCCCCCUUUUUUUUGUUUACCUUGUGUAUAACAAUGAUGCUAAGUGGGAUUCCCACCCUGCUAAUUCUAGAAAAAGGGGUCUUUAAUAUUUCCAGUACAUACAUAUACCGGAAAGAGGCUGUUCUCAACCGAUUUCAUGGCCCUUUCCAUAGAAGAGUCGCUUACUCGUGAAAUCCCAAGAGAAGGCUGACGGACUAACGCAAUUGUUAUCUGCAAGUCUUCGCUGGUCGUGCAUGUAAGUCCAAAUGAAUGGGAUAUGUCAAAUCCCACGAUUCAGUAAGAUACCUCAGGUACAGUACAGUACAAUACCUACCUAGCAGCACUACCAACAUACCUCCAGGUGCUCAGGCCAUCUGCAGUGGAUUUAAAGAAACUUGUCAAUAAUUCAUUGAUUUCACCACUGUAUUGUUUCUCAGAUAUUUCCAUGAGGGCCAGAUUCCACUCAUCCACUCAUAAUUGUGUUUUUUUUUAUUUUGAUCUGUUGGUGGUAUUUAUAUAUAGAGAUAGUAAGAUGUACUAUUCAAUGAUUUACCUCCAGCCUUGCAGAUGGGGCUUAGACCACCCAUGGCACGACUAAACACGAUCAUGAUGGAAAAUUAAGCCGAGAGUCAAAGAACAAAAGACAAAGGCCAAAAGUAAAAACGAAAAAAGGAAAACGAAAAAAAAAAACCAGGGCAAAAAAGGUUAAA